AUGCCCACACUGAGGUUGCCGGCGUUUUUCCAUCCGGCACAAUCGAAAGAGGAUCAAACAAAACUGGCUACAGUGUGCGAGAAAGAGUUGAGCAUUGAGACAAGUCCGUAUGGAGGAUUUGGUUGUACGGGAGAGCACGAUUCGAGAAUGAAAUGGAGUGUUUUUUUCAAAUCACAGCCAAUCUACGCUCAAUACUUUAAACUGUUGGUGUUAUUCGUUUUCGCGUUGGCUCACGUCUUUUAUAUCACCGAUUUCUUGGAGAUUUUUCGAAUAUAUGAGGAAACAGAAGUGAACGUUGACUCAAGGUACCCGGGCACAGCGAAUCAAGACGCGAAUGGAGUCCGAUUCGUUAUGCAUCUUCUUGUUGAGUACAAGAAGAACCUGUGGAUGUCAGUGGCUGCGAUGUGUGCCUCUCUGUCGGCCUCGUGUUUCUUCCUUUUGCUCAUCAAUGAGGACACGUGUUAUCGCUUUUAUUUGGUCUUGAUGCGAAUCCUCGACAUUGUCUCAUUUCUGUCACUUCCCCUUUUGUUAAUCUUUCGAAUCAUGACCGUCGCACAACUGAAUCGACAUCUCAAUCGGGUGCUCGUCGGUCUUUCCCGUCUCAGCGACCCGUCAGUGCUGAUGAAUCGGUUGAAAUGCAGCAUAGAGGAACGCGAGAAUCUUGUGCUGUGCUCGCUGGUGAUCGAGCGUUCGAUUUUCCCGGUGAUCGUUCUCGAGUAUCUCCUCGUACUCGCUAUCAUCACCGCUGCCUAUAUCGGACUUGCCUAUUUGAUCGUUUAUUGUAUCAAGCAUUGGUUCCCACAUCAACGGAAACCGUAUCGUUCGGUCUCGCAGAGACUUUACGGACCUCUUGUGCAAGCU
Mesorhabditis belari is the source of this 861-nucleotide messenger RNA. Lineage: Eukaryota; Metazoa; Nematoda; Chromadorea; Rhabditida; Rhabditidae. The record is from the annotation of a GenBank genome assembly.